GAAGAAGAAAAACACAGAAAAAAAAUCAAUUUUGCAAAAGCAAAUAAACAAAACAUUGCAAAAUUAGAGGAUUUGUGCAGCUUUUGAUAAGUAUCCAAUUGUCCACCGUAAUCUGCUGCUGCUUACCCGGUUAGUGGUAAUAUUGUGUUCAAUAAAAAUAAAAAUACAACUGCGCAGUUACUGCGUGUGUGUGCGUGCAAAGGCAAUUGGACCCAUUCCAGGAAGUAGUGCUCAGUAUUUGCACAACUGGUGCCACAUGAAGGUGUAGUUUAAAUCUAAUUAGUCUAAACAGAUACAAAAGUAAGGUUGCUGAAAACAAGUUCGCAAAAGUCCACGUGCAUCAUGAGAGAAAGAGGUUAUGAAGCCAGGAGGCUGAAAGUGUUGGCCGUCUGCAUGCUACUAGCUGUGUCCUGCCUACUGCCGAAGGCCGAAGCAUUGAAGACAAAGAGUCGCAGCAAAAGUUCUUCCUCGUCUUCGUCGUCGGGACGCAAACCUAGCUCCACCAGCUACAGCAAUCCGGGCAGUCUAAGCUACAACAAUUACCAAGCGAAACCAGCACCAAAACCGGCCCCGAAACCGUCCGCCCCGGUCGAUACCUCGAACCAGCGCAACAUCGGAUGGAACGUGAACAAUCAGGCCAAACCGGCCGGGUCCGUUGCGCAGCCAGCUGCCAAUAAGCCACCCUACCCGGUACAAUCGAAUGCUGCUAAACCUCCAUAUCCGGUGCAAGCGACACACAGCAACACACAUCAGACGCAUUCGGCUCCGGGAGCUCCUCCGCCACCGUACUCCCACGGCCCACCGCCACCCUACUCGGCCGCGAACAAUCCCAACAUGAACUCACGCUUCAAUGAUCCACCACCGAUGUACAGUCCGGGAAAUCAAGGCUUUAGACCGGGCCAGCCUGGUUUCGGUCAGCCAGGAUCGUACGGCCAGCCGGGAGGAUACGGACAACCGAUGAUGGGAGGAUAUGGAGGAGCUGGUGGGUAUCAUCCGCCAGCAUCCGGUUUCGGUGCACCCCAUGGCACAUUCCAGGGUGGUGGCUAUGCACCACCGGUAAACUAUGCGCCAGCACCAUCGUUCCCCAUUGCGGCCAUUCCGGUCGGAGCGUACAAACCGCAAAGCUCUGGCAUCGGUGUCGGCGGUAUUGCGGCUGGUAUUGGCACGGGUUUGCUGGCCGGUGCGGCUGGAUCGGCUCUGUACAACGCACUCCGCCCGGAAGACCGUGGCCGUUAUCGCGAUACCAACGGUGGAGUAACGAUCAUAAACAACGUUCCCGCUGCGCCAGCUGCUGGUGCUGCUCCGGUGGAAGGUGCCGCACCGGGACCGGUUCAAGCUUCCGGGGUUGCUGCUGUUCCGAACCCCGCGCCCCCAGCAACCGGUACCAACGGUCAGUCAUCGGUCCCACUAGCUCCAAUGCAAGGAGCGGGAGAAAAUUCGAAUCCCAUGGCUCAAACACCGGUGCAAACGGCACCCGCUGAAACAACCACAGUCGAUCCGAAUGCUAAGCAGUAUAUUCCACCACCGGGUCAGUAUUAUCCCGCCACCGGUCAGUACGUACCGCCGGGUGAAUAUGACCCAACCACCGGAAUCUUCACACCGGGCCGUUACAUACCGGAAACGAACGUUUUCCAGUCGGGAUUGUAUGAUCCACUGUCGCAAAUGUUUACUCCCGGGCGCUACGAUGCCUCCGGACAGUUUAUCCCGGAUCCGGAAAAUCCUCCACUAUCGCUGGCCCCUACCAAUGUGGCAGCUCAGCCGGAAACCGUUACACCAGCCGUGGCGUCUCAGUUUAAAACCACUAGCGGUGGCUCGAUGCAGAUGAUCUCGCUUCUAACAACCCUUGGAGCAUUGCUCCUGUCGGGAGGCAUGCGCUCGCUGAUCAUUCGCUUCUAAUUUUGGCUCUAGUCGUAAAUGUGUCGAUUAAAAAUCGAUUAAUGAAGUAUUUUAAGGCAGCAUUUCAGUUUCAAGUGUGUUACAAGAAGCACAUAAGUCUUUGGUGGCGGUCUGAUUUUAUUUAGUUUAUGGAAAAUGUUUUAAGCGAAACAUUUUGUAAGCGAAGAUUGCCAUACACUUACAGUGAAAUUCUAAGAAAAUGAUCCAUCACAUACACCGCUACAGCUACAGGGCAUUUAAGCAUUUUUUCAUGCACUGAAACCAUUUAAACAAGUUAACAGAUUGUAACGAUGAUUCUCGCUUCGGCCACAGCUGCAGCAGAGUAUUUUUAUAGUAAUCCUUCUCGAUAUGUGAUCUGUUCCGACUGCACUAGCUUUACUUUUUGAUAAAAGUAUCACGUGUGAUUUGCUUUUCGGUUUAAUUCUAAACGGGUAAUAUAAUUACUUCAAACAACCUGAGUCUUUUGUUAACAUAGCUAUUUUUAAAUUGAAAACAAUAUUUAAAAGUCAGAGGAAAGUGUGCUAGAAAUAGUCUUGCCCACGAUCGUAACAGCUACAGGCAACAGUGUCUAGAUAGCUGCAGCAUACUUGCUAGAUGUCUUAAUGUUUUAGGUCUCGCCAGACGCUAAAAUUCUUCCUGCCUGGAAACUUCUCACUAACGACCAUCCUCUAUACACAUCUCAUGCUCUCUCUCUCUCUCAUAGUAACAUGUAGAGGAUAAUGUAAAGUCAGUGUAUACUACCGAAUGUUCUCCUGUUUUCCCUGAAUGACGCCAAACCACUCUAUUUACCUAACCGGUGCGUACCUUUUUACCUGUGCUAUAUUUUACUUCAGAAAUGUCGUGUCUUAAUGUUUGUAGCGAUUUAAACCGAACCAACCAUAAGGAGUAGCGAUAUUGAGUACACUGUAGUAGGGUAAAACUUUUACACCAUGGUAGACUGUAAGCUGUACCUUGUAACCGGAUACUAUACCGAUGUUCUUGUACUUCUGUGUCGCCAAAUUUAAGGUAGAUUUGUAUCCAUUUUUUCGUCUUUAUCUCAACCGAUGUUGUGGAAAAAAAGUGUAAAAUUAUACCUAUCAUAAUCCUCACGUAGUAAUGCAUUCAUUUGGUCCGUCAAUAUAAUAGGGUGGAUUUAGUGGACAGAAAAAUGAGGCAGAAUGAACUAAGGCAAUAUGGUUUGGAUUUUUUUUAAAUUAGCGCAAGCAACGCUUCCAGUGGCGCACCCGUGCAAUUCACCAUUAGGAUGUAGAUUUGUAUUCCAGGCAAAGACCAGAUUUAAAACGCUUUUUAAAAUGUUAUUAGAAGAGAAAGAUUUUAUGCUAACAUGCAUGCCAUGUUUUUUUUUUUGAAUGCAAGCACCUUGUUUACUCAUCACAGUGAGACAAUGCAACAAUAAAAUAAAUAUUAACACCAGAA
Molecule: messenger RNA, 3312 nt
Organism: Anopheles stephensi (Asian malaria mosquito)
Lineage: Eukaryota; Metazoa; Arthropoda; Insecta; Diptera; Culicidae
Product: trithorax group protein osa-like
Exons: 1
Coding region: 343-1896 (517 amino acids)
Source: RefSeq, a predicted model, not a curated record